Messenger RNA from Botrytis cinerea B05.10, 3414 nucleotides. RefSeq lists its product as hypothetical. Bases 607 to 3168 code for a protein of 853 amino acids. Gene Ontology annotation, biological process: DNA-templated transcription; regulation of DNA-templated transcription. The record is from RefSeq and is a predicted model, not a curated record. The transcript has 4 exons. Gene Ontology annotation, molecular function: DNA-binding transcription factor activity, RNA polymerase II-specific; zinc ion binding; DNA binding. NCBI's taxonomy places the organism in Eukaryota, Fungi, Ascomycota, Leotiomycetes, Helotiales, Sclerotiniaceae.
GGAAGGAACAUCGUCGGGACCGAAGAGAUGCCGAACCUCCGACGCCGACGCCGACACCCGACACCUCAAGAAAUUGAUCUCACGAACCAGAAAUUGAUCUCACGAAGCAAACCACCACCAUCAAUACAGACAUACAGACAUACAGACAGACAGACAUACGUACAUACACACACACAUACACACACACAUACAUACAUAGUAUACACCACCACUUGUAGCCGUGUGCAAUCGUUUUAUCAAUACGGGAUACCAUCCAACUCAGACUGCCCUUAAUUCUUCCUAUAUAUAUCACUCGAUAUUACCCCAAAGGAGCAUUUGUAUGAUUUGGAAGACUUCAUUCACAUCGACGUGUUUGGUUCGAUCACGUAUUUGUCCACGGGAAAGGCAAGAAAAGUCAGCAGGAAAAGGGUUUAUUUAUAGUUUUGCUCCAAACUCCCGACGGUUCCGAAUCUCCGGCCAUUGGAUGCAUUUGGACAGAUGUGGUAGGGACAUACGCAUGCAAUACGAGUCAAGUCAUUCAAGUGCAUCGUCAACUCACGACCCCUUCAUCACAUCAAUCAUCCCCUCAUAGGUUCCGGACACGGUGACUUUGAUCUUCAUAUCAGUAUGGAACCAACUCCUCUACCUCCCGGUUCGGCUAUACCAACACCCCCAGCUCCACCGAUUCAUCAGAAGAUAACUCGUGGCCAUUCGUGCAUUCUCUGUCAACAGAGAAAAGUACGAUGCGACCGGCAAAAACCCCAAUGUUCAAACUGUGUCAAAGCACACGCUGAGUGUAUUCCAAGUACACCCGCUGCUCCACGUCGAAGAAGACGGAAACUGAGCGAACUGGACGUUGCAGCAAGAUUGAGGAAAUAUGAACAUUUAUUGAGAGUCAAUGGAAUUCGCAUCGAGGACGAUGGUGUUACGGGUGGUGUUGGAAGUGCAAAUGCAAGUGGCACUGAAGACGGAAAUGCCGAUGAAUCAAUUUCAAGUCGCCAAGAAAAGACACCCAAUCCUAAUCCACAAAACCUUCCAAUGACCAAUAAGGGGAAAGAUCCAGCUACUCCUACUACUACUACUACUACAGCAACCGGGACCGAAAAUAACGAUAAUCAAAACGGUCCACAUAAACAUCGAUGUAAGCAUGAUUUUCAUGAACAUGGGCAUCAUCGUUCUAUGGGUUUUGGUCGUGGUUCUAAAGCUGGGAGAGGCCAGCUGUACUCUAAACAUGGUAACUCUCGUUACAUAGAAAAUACUGUUUGGGAGAACCUCAGCAAUGAACUACAAGAUCCAAAAGAAGCAUUUCAAGUCUCAUCGGAAGAAGAUGAUAGCAAUGACAAUCCUCUUUUCCCAGAGGAAUCAACUAUUCUACUUGGAAACUUGAUUAGUUCAAAAAGAAAUCUCAGAAGUCUUCAUCCACAACCUGUUACGAUCUUUAGGUUAUGGCAAAUUUUUCUGACCAAUGUAAACCCAUUGAUCAAACUUUUUCAUGCUCCUACAGUCCAAGAGAUGAUUUUAGAAGCAACAUCAGAUAUGGAUCACAUUCCAAAGCCUACAGAAGCCUUAAUGUUCGUUAUAUAUCUCCUAUCCAUUGGCUCACUCAAAGAAGAUGAAUGUGAAAGUACAUUCAAUGAACCAAGAUCACUACUUUUAUCGAGAUACUCUCAUGCCACACAACAAGCUCUUAUUAAUGUCAAAUAUAUUAAAUCUCUCAAUUUGACUUCUUUGCAAGCUUACUGUUUAUUUCUUCUUGCAGCUCGUAAGCAUUAUGAUGCUCAUGCAUUUUGGAUCUUGACAGGUUCUGCCGUUCGAAUCGGUCAAAGAUUAGGUAUUCAUCGUGACGGAUCUUCUCACAGUUUAUCUCCUUUUGACACGGAAAUGAGAAGAAGAGUUUGGUGGCAGAUUGUCUUCCUUGAUGGUUUCGCUGCAAAAUUAUGUGGAGCAGGAUUUCCCGCUUGGCUCGCAAAAUUCGAUACGAAAUUACCAUUGAAUGUUAGUGAUAGCGAUCUUACCCCCGACAUGAUAGAACCUCCACCCGAGCGCGCAGGUGCAACUGAAAUGCUUUUCUGUUGUAUUCGAUACGAAGUUUCACAAGCCAUACGAAAGGCUAAUAGCUUUGGCAAUGGAGGACGUGGCCAUGGUCAUGGUCAUGGCGGUGGGGGCCGUGGUGGACAUAGGGGAGGCGGUCAUCACGGAGGUGGCCAUCAUGGAGGUGGCCAUCAUGGAGGUGGUCAUCAUGGAGGUGGUCAUCAUGGUGGAGGUCCUUCAGAUACUCCUCCUGGUUUCAAUGUCAUUGCCGAAAAGGAUAAAACUAUUGAUGAAUUGGAAGCAAGACUUCAGGAUAAGUACUUGCAAUACUGCGAUCCAUCGAUACCUUUACAUUUAUUAUCGAUAUAUGUCGCAAAAUCUGUCAUUUGUACAAUGAGGUUAAUGGCUCACCAUCCAAGACAAUAUCCCGAUAAAGGUGCAAGUAUGCCACAGAAAGAAAGAGAUAUGCUCUUCAAUGAAUCAUUGAAGAUGCUUGAAUAUGAUGGUCUAGGUCAUUCCGAAAAGCUUGUCCAAAGAUAUCUGUGGCAUAUUCAUGUUCAUUUUCAAUUGGACGCAUUUAUAUACUUGCUCAGCGAACUUCGACGUAGGGAAAGGGGAGAAUUAGUUGACAAAGCAUGGCAACAAGUCGAACUUGCAUAUGAAUUUCGUGCAGAAAUGCUAAACGAUACUAAAAGUAGUUUAUACUUUGCCUUGGGUAAUUUGGUACUCAAAGCUUGGGAGAAAAGAGAAGAAGGUAGUCGCUCACCAGAUCAAGUUACUCCGCCAAGAUUUAUAUCAAUCUUAAGAUCCCAAAGACAAAAGCACGAUCAAGUUCAAAGAUCUAUAGAGCAACAUGAUGAUAUUUCGGAUCCAUUCAGAACAGUUAAUCACUGGCAAAUGCCAGCUACAGCCGAAUCUUACGUUAGACAAAAGCCACCUGAUUACAUACCACCACCACAACCAUCACAGCCAGGACCUUCAAUGCAUAUGCCAAUGCAAAUGCCUCAAGAACAACCAUGGCUCGCGUCGGAUUCUUUCCUGGAUACUUCAAUGCCUGAUAUCACUCCUAUGGAUUGGGAAUAUUGGCAAACAUUAUUGGAUGGAGAUCUUCCUGCUUAUACUGGCCAGCCUGGUAAUAACUAUGAUCAGAAUUGGUAAAUAUACUAUGAUGUAUAUAGAUAGUAAUCAGGAAUUUAGAAUAAUUCAGCGGUUGCAUGUAACUUCUGCUUACUCAAGUCUUUUUGUACAUGUGCCUGAAUCUCGACAAAUCAGCUUGAGAUAUUUGCAGCAUAAUGCUGACAGCAUUAGUUUACUGCAAUGUAACUAACGUACUCGAUCUAUCGGUUCGCAUUUUAUCAUCUGAAGGGGCUGAACUGUGAUGAAUGAAUAAUUUAAAUCUGUGCA